UCUUUUUUAUACUUGCUGCCUCGAAUCUCACCAUCUAACAAAAUACCAAACAAAAUAAUGCAUAAAACCUACCUAAAUUAUUAAUAUAUGUAACAUAAUAAAUAAACGUAAAACUAUUAGGGCAACAAUAAGAACAUAUUGGUAAAGAAGGUUUUCAUUUUGAAAGGCGGUAAUAAUACGUAAUGAUGAGCCAACGAUAUGAUCUGCGGUAACGGAGGCGGUGUCAAUGGAAGUGGAAGCGGAACAAUAUCAACUAGUGGCAGCCGAGGAACAAGUAACAGCAAUAUUAGCGGAACUAAUGCAAUAGGUUUAACAGUAGCAAAUGCAACUGGUGGAACAACGUUAGGACCGCAUCGUCGCAUAUUGCGAGGUCAUGCUGCACAAACAACAAACGGUGAACGUGUACUUUUAAUUAAUUAUGUAUCACCAAAUGCAUCGGCUGCAACUUCGCCCACAUCCACAUCUAAUACAGUCGCGGCAGUUAAUCCAACAACUUCCCGCAAAAUCCUCCAUUCAAGAGCAACAAAUGUAAGUGGCAUGCAUAGUGCAACGCCAGUUUCAUUUGCUGGCCUCGGCUCUGAGGUCACCGUCACGUUAACACGCUCUGGAAAACCGCCCGCUGGUCAUAUUGUACGAAAUCAAUCGGUUACAGGCACCGAAAUUAUAGAAACGCCUGCUGUUCAUACUGCAUCAUCAUCUCCGCCGCCAUUAGUUUUCUCUCAUUCCCACGCACUACAUCAUGAUCCUCUUGAACUCCAAGAAUCAGAUCUUCACCAGCAGCAUGAUUACCAACACCAAGAACAACAACAACAGCAGCAUCAACAUCAAGAACACCAACAGAUUGUAAUACAUCAAACACAGCAUGAAAGUGAACUAAUUGAAUUCCAAGACACCGAUGUUACUGAACAUCAUUUGCAACAGUUGCAUGAGCAGCAAGAAUGUGUUGGUGGGGAGCAACAGGUCGAAGAGGUCUAUCUCAACUAAUUGUAAGAAAAAAUUGUAAAUCAUGUUAGAGUUUUAAAACGAAUUAAGAAAAUUUUAUGGAAUGUUGGUAGACUGUAAAAAGAUAUCGAAUAUCAUUAUUAAAAGUAAAUCAAAUGCUAGGACAAUAUGCAUAGUUCGUCAUCUAUAAAAUACAAUCUCUAGUCUUUGAAUCUACGUCCUUAUUGAGAUCUUUAUGUCUAAAAUGAGUUUUUUCUUUCAUAAGAAAGUAUAUUUUUUAAAUUUUUUGCUAACGCUGGAAUACAGUUAUUUAGAUUAGAACCGUCGGUUUAAUAGUACCCUCCUAAAUAUGAAGGAGAAAAGAGUUAAUAGAAUUUUGAUUGUAUAUUAUGAAAAAUGUCGUAAAUAUGUAAUAUGUAUGUACGUGGUACACAAUAGAAUCGAAUAUUAGAUUUGUAGUUCAAAUAUUUAGUUUAAUGAAUUUGUUUAAUAUAUAUGCGUAUUAAAAUUUCAAGAUUAAAGAUUGGAACUAUAUAUAAAUAUCAUAAACAGUCACUUUAUUAUUGCCUACAUUCCAUCAAUUUUUCUUAGUGCACUUCAG
This is a messenger RNA of Teleopsis dalmanni, 1543 nucleotides long. Its product is annotated as probable nuclear hormone receptor HR38. Bases 199 to 984 code for a protein of 261 amino acids. NCBI's taxonomy places the organism in Eukaryota, Metazoa, Arthropoda, Insecta, Diptera, Diopsidae. The transcript has a single exon. The record is from RefSeq and is a predicted model, not a curated record.